ACUCUUGGACUUGCUCUUAGCCAAACAGGGCCUAAAUGAAACUGGGUGAGAUUUUGGGGAGUUGAAGCGAUUGAAUUGUACAGAAGGGUUGGGGUGAGCAAGAAAUGGGGUCUCGAGCGAAGAAGAAAGCAAGAACACUUCCUCAACAUCUCGGAGACGAAGACAGAAUCAGCAGAUUGCCUGAUGAACUCAUUCACAAAAUCCUCUCAUUUGUAGAUGCUAAACAGGCUGUCGAAACCGGCACUCUCUCGAGACGAUGGCGGUUUCUAUGGACCACUCUCCCUUUUCUCAGUUUCGGUCCGUAUGAAAACUCUGAACCUAAAAAUGUUGGUAAGUUGAUCCGUCAUGUUUUGUCUAAACGAAACCAUCAAUCCCAUGUUUCUGACUUGAAGUUUUGUGUUUACGAGAAGGGGUGUUCUGAGAAAUUAUUUGAAUAUUUUGUGGAUUAUGCAAGCUUCCAUGGUGUGCAAUCCUUAUAUCUUGAACUAUCACCUGAUUAUAAACCAUUUAAGUUGUCCACUUUUAACUCCAUGUCGUUAAACAAACUAACUUUAAAUGUGAGACUCGAAGAAUGUGAACUGCAAUCGGGUGUCUGGGAUUUACCUGCCUUAACAAGUCUAGACCUCAAGCAUGUGUGUGGUUAUGAAGAUUUGUAUAGGUCGAAUUCAUGGCUGAAGGAUUCAUUGUUCACAUGCUUGCCUGCCCUAACAACUCUGAGUCUUGAUGAUUGGAACUUAUCGCAGUUAUCUUCUUUCAGUUUGCCAGGUUUAACAUCCCUCUGUCUGUCUCGCUGUAGUUUGCCCAAAGUUUGGGACUUCCCGAACUUAUUAAGUCUACAACUGGAUGGUGAACGUGUUGGAAGUAAUAUGAGUGACAACCUUUCUGCACUUGUCAAUUUGAAAAAUCUCACAUUAUCUCUAACAUCGAACUACCAAGAGACUUUCAUAUCUUGUCCUCCUCAAUUGUUGAAUCUGAGUAUCAAAGCCAGCUUGUGGAGCUACACUUGUAACGUUGUGGUGUCAGCACCAAAACUCUGCAACUUCACCGCUUUUGGUAUCCUUACGGUCACAGUUGGAGUUCCCGAGUUGGAGAAUGUUAAUAUAAGUUUACAGGGUUGGUUUGGAAACAUGGAAUUGACAAGGAGGAAACAAUUUUAUCGGCGGUUAACAGUUAUGCUUUCAGGACUUGGUAAUGCCAAGAAUCUCACGUUUGACUUGGAGAGCAUUGAGGCACUCAAUAAGAUUUCCAAAGUUCUUGUGAGUUUACCUUCUCCAUUCGGUAAGUUGAAGUAUGUGAAGUUACCAAGGGGAUUCGAAGAAUCAAGUGUAUCCAGUGCUCUUAGAACCUAUUUACUUGGCGGCUCUCCUAAUGCCACCUUCGUCACAAUACUGCCCCAGAAUAAUGGUGUGGAAGAUCCUGUGGUAGACGCUAACAGGGUUAGUCAUACUGACCCUUCCGUAGAAGGGACAGGCAAAGAUCAGGCGUGCUCUUCAAGAGGGGAAAGAGAUUCCGGAUUAUGGCGGAGCCACGAGGUCAAUUUUGAGUUUUUAGGCCUGCUUGAUCGCAUUAUGCAUAAGUACCCGAAAACCUUUGAGCACUUCACCACAAAAAACAAGAAGUUAUGUACAAUGAAUCUGAAUAUGUUGUGCAACUCUCUAAACGACUUUUUCAAAAUAUCUGUGGCUAAUGUUGAUUCUGAGAUGAUACGGGAGUACAGGGAAGUAUUUUCUUACUUACACACUCAGGGAAUUAACCUAAGUUGGAUGUUGGACCGCCUGAACUAUUUAGAACAUCUCCGAUUUUCCAAGCCCCUACUUAGUGAGCUUCACUCAAUUGAUUGUCAAAUUGACGAUACUAAAACUAAACUACAAGAGUUGCAGUCUCUCCGCGUGGAGAAGUUGUCAGAAAUUGAGAAAGCUUUUGGAACUAGGGGUACUAACCUUGCUGCUGGUUUUGCUGGAGAUGAUCUACUGGCUAGUCCUUAACAUUGGUGGUUUGGUUGAACGUUCAAAAGUUUUUGGAUCCCUUGGUAUAUUUUCCAUUUUAAUCCCGAAAAGUAUGUAGUACUUCAGAAGUACUUUAUUCUUAUUUUGAUGUCAGAGAUACUUGAAGUAAUUUCAGAAGCUAAUGCAUGAUGAUGGUAAUAUUGAUA
Daucus carota subsp. sativus is the source of this 2152-nucleotide messenger RNA. Its product is annotated as putative FBD-associated F-box protein At5g53640. Gene Ontology annotation, molecular function: protein binding. Bases 105 to 1985 code for a protein of 626 amino acids. NCBI's taxonomy places the organism in Eukaryota, Viridiplantae, Streptophyta, Magnoliopsida, Apiales, Apiaceae. The transcript is spliced from 3 exons. The record is from RefSeq and is a predicted model, not a curated record.